Messenger RNA from Fimicolochytrium jonesii, 614 nucleotides. Its product is annotated as mitochondrial import inner membrane translocase subunit TIM8. Lineage: Eukaryota; Fungi; Chytridiomycota; Chytridiomycetes; Spizellomycetales; Powellomycetaceae. The record is from RefSeq and is a predicted model, not a curated record. The transcript is spliced from 5 exons. Bases 134 to 397 code for a protein of 87 amino acids.
CCUCGCCUCUCAAGUUCUCAAAAUUCUAGCACUUCGACAACGGACACUUUCUCACCGGAACUUCGCUGCAUAUAUAGUCUGCACUCACCCUCCGUCACAAACCUCCAUACACCCCCACUUCCAGACCGAAAAAAUGGCCUCCCUACCAACCGGCGAUCUCAACCUGGACGAGAAGAGCAAAGCCGAACUCAUGACAUUCGUCGAGAACGAGCAGCGCCGGGCAAACUUCCAAGCAACAGUACACCAAUACACGGACACAUGCUGGGACAAAUGCAUCACGAAAGUAAAAGCCGCCACGGAUAAGUCUGACGAAGUAUGCUUAACCAACUGCGUCGACCGAUUCUUAGAUAGCACCAUCUUGCUCCUCAACUCGCUGGGAGCCCAGCAGCAGCGUUGAUAGAGGUUGGUGGUCUAGAAGAUAGAUGCUGGUGUCAAUGACACGGGGGCGUAUUACUGGGGAAGUCGCGAUAUGGAUCUCACGCGACUUUGCGAUGAGAUGUCGGCCACGAGUCACGACAAGGGUCUUCGACAGUGAAAGGCUCGUACACGCCUAGGUCGGCACUUAUUCACGAGGGGGAAUGUUUAAAUACAUGCACAAUACAUACAAAUGAACA